Acanthoscelides obtectus is the source of this 3721-nucleotide messenger RNA. The record is from the annotation of a GenBank genome assembly. NCBI's taxonomy places the organism in Eukaryota, Metazoa, Arthropoda, Insecta, Coleoptera, Chrysomelidae.
CGGCCGGCGAGUUGCAUUGCCAUUGCCUUCCAAGCGUGCACUUACACCAAAGCAGUUAGUCCGGAUCACAAUCGGCCCUGACGCUUGACGCAUCCACGCCGACGCCCCGCGCUUUCCAUCUUGCGCCAAAGCCAAAGGCUCAGCAAAUCGCUUGGCGCUUGUUUGUCUCUUCGCACUAGAGACGCCGCUUCGUUUCCGUCGCGAUCGCGUUAUAGUCGCAGCCGCAAGGCCGUACCGGCAUUACCCGCCGGUUGUGAUUUGUUGUGGUUUGCACGUGCCCAAGUACCAUCAUUGCGCUGGAACAGCUUAGGCCCGCCCGCGGCCCUACACCCCAAUUCAACAUGCCCAUGCGCACCGAUAAUGGAUUACUCUUCUCACAGCCCCCCGAUGUGAUAAAGCAGCAUAUAAUGGUCGCCGAAUUUGUGAGUCGCGGUCAGAGUGGAUCCCCUGUGAAUGGUGAAACGCCACAUCUGAACUCAAACAUGCCGGCAUCCCACGGCAGAGAAAUGAUGUCAAGCGCAAACUCCACUGCCUCUGACGACUACAACCCAAACUACAAUAUUCAAUCUGUGAAACACAAGGAGCUAUUCUCUCAGAGAAAACAGAGAGAAUUUACUCCAGACAAUAAAAAGGAUGACAGUUACUGGGAUCGAAGGCGUAGGAACAACGAAGCAGCUAAACGGUCCAGAGAAAAGAGGAGAUUUAACGAUAUGGUACUAGAACAGCGUGUUGUGGAGCUUACUAAAGAGAACGCGAUCUUGAAAGCUCAAUUGGAAGCUAUCAAGGAGGAAUAUGGAAUUUGUGGAGAGAACGUCGUAUGCGUAGAAAAAGUCCUAGCUAACUUGCCUUCCAGUGACCAAGUGUUGAGUCUGUCAAAGAGGAAACUCAGCCACACUACAGCACCUCUGCUAUUUGGUGCGCAGAGUCCGAUACCAACCCCAGUGAUUCAUCAGCCAGUGAUGGGCAUGGUUUCUCCUCCUCCUCAACAUAAUCUCUUGCAUCCUCCUCCGAGUUCCAGCUGUCACCUAGAACCCACUUAUAGAGAGCACCCUCAUCCGCACCAACACCCUUUGCCUCACCCACACCCCCAUACAGAGUUCCACCAUCCGUACCACAUCCCGUACCAUACAGCAGUGCACUAUGAGACCAGCAACGCAUUGAACCUAUCAAGGUCAAGGUCGAGGGUACAGUCUCCCUUCGAGGUGUCCAGCAAUUCGGGUGACGAGAGUGCUGUAGGAGACAGAGGCGGCGGGGCUCCAAUACCACUUACUAUCAACGAGCCGAACAACAGCCUACCUUUGAAGUUGCGCCACAAAUCACAUCUUGGCGAUAAGGAUGCUGCUAGCGCGUUGCUCUCUCUCCAAAAUAUCAAACAGGAGCCAGGACCAAGGGCUAGUCCUCCAUGGGACGCCGAAGGGUCCAGUGAUGAAAGAGACUCUGGAAUCUCUCUAGGAGCGGAGUGGUCAGCUACAGCAGCAGCAGCCACAUUGCAGAACUUAAAACACUCCCAGAUGCAACCAAUGGAUGCAGACGGUGAAUCAGAUCCUGACGGUAUGGCAAUAAAUGACGCCUUAGCGCAUGGUGACCCACAGAAACACAGACUGCACAAGGAGGUAGCCAGGCUAUCCACCGAAAUCGAACAGCUCAAGUCUAUGAUGAGUCGGAAGGAUAAGGAUACUCCUCAACACUAAGUGAUGUAAUGAUGUGAAUCGCGAAUAUGAUGUGAUGGGUGUUCCUAGCUUAGCUAGCCACCGUUUUUGUGAUGAUUCUCAUUAUGGAGAUUGGACAUAUCAGUGCUUUUAGUCGGGACUGUCGCUAGCUACUAGUUAAUGCUAUGAUUAUGCUGGAUUGUCCAAAAUUAUACAACCAGGAAACAAAUUAAAGUACUUGCAACGACAAAACCUAAUCCCAAGUAUACUCAAAUAUUUUGGAUCACUGGAACUUGAAUCUGAGGUCAGACCAACAUUUUUGAUGACAUCAGUCUUUGUUUUGAGUAAGUAGCAAAUUUUUUCAGCAGGGUCCGAAUCCUAAAAAUGUCCAAAAUGCAAAUUUUAAGAUCCAACUGGAAUCUCAGGGAGCCUCGAAAACACUGGAAAAGCAACGCGUUUUACUUUUAUUUUACCAUACUUUUCAAAUAAAAGUGAAACACAUUACGACAUCUCCAGUGUUUUAUUGUGAACGCAAUAGCUCAUUUAGCAUAGUUCAUUCUUUUAGUUUCUUGACGAUGACUUUAGAUUGAAUAUUGAUCUCGACCUCAAAGGUCAUUCCUAACCUGUCAAAUGCGUCAUCGUGAGGGAACUAGAAAAACUUAACCAUUAUGCUUAAAUUGUUUUUUAUUGCGACUCGUAUUUUUGUCUCAGAAGUCAAAUGAAGAACUCGGCCUCAAAGAAUGACCGAAAGCCAUGGUGCAAGUUAAAUCCACGAUAAUUUUGAGAUUUUUAAUGUUGAUUGACAUUUUUGAUAUGGUUUUAUCAGAUUCUGACCCAGACUCUAAAAAAUGAUAAUCUCUCAAAUUUUUGUUUACGGGGCGACAAAUACAUAUCUCAAUUAGACUAAAACAUCUGCAAUAAUGUCAGAGAAUAAGUAACCUAAAUUCAAAUACGUUAUUGAGAUAUAAGCAUCGAUGUUCAUUGUGAACCUUUGAGUAUAUUAAUCAUGAAGAAAACAGCACGACGGUCAUAAUUUUCCCUUGCGCAUUUGUAAUAUUACCAGUUGCUGCAGAUUAGAAGUGUAUUUUAAGAACACUGGUACACUGUUCUCAAUGAAGUAAUCUUUCCAUAUUUUGUACAGUUUAUUAUUUAUGGAUAGACUUAUCAUCGAGAAAGUUUUGCGAUUAUAGCCAUACAACCUUGCUAGCGACGGCCCUGUUCUCAAUACGUCAUAUUUAUUAUCGUAUUUUUAGGUAUUUAUUCGUUAGUUAUUAAGUCAAAAAUUACUUCAAGUGCACAACUACCGCUUUCAUUUGCCAAUGUAUUCCUAUGAUUUUUUUUUCACUUCAGUGUUAAAUGUUUGUCGUCGUGAUAAGCAAACACGGUUUUCCCAAUAAUUUUUUGUGAUCUCCACUCAAAAUUAGUUUUUUUUAUUUCGAUAAGCUAUCACGAUGCAAAUAUUUUGACCCGAUUUUAUUGAGUUAAUGCAGUUUUCAGAAAAAAAAAUGUUUCUCCAGUGCCUCAGAUUACAAUGAUGUCUGUUUUUAUUUUAUUAUUUUCAAUUUCACAAAAUAAUGUAAGAACCUUGUCAGUGCACAUUUGUAAUCGGUUAAUACCAGACAAAACUUUUUCUGGCUGAUUACGAUUGUUGCUGACAAAAAACCUACUUUUGUAUACUUUUCUGUAUUUUUAUAUAUUAUUAUAUCAUCAGUCAUCACUCAUUUCAUAGGGAUUAACAUAAACGUACCUUUUAUUCUUAGCUAAAAAUUUGUGUGAUGUUUUGUAACUAUUUAUCAUAUGUAUGAAACUAUUAUUUUUUGUUAUAUUACCGCUUAAAGGCGGCCAACAUACGAUAUGUUAUCUCAUUAUUGUAUAUUUAUAAAUAUUAUUGUAAGACUUAUGCUGGACCUUACCUCAGUACUAAAUAUUCGUUUUGUUUACUUUGACAUGAAUCUGUAGACUGUCCAACUUAACACUAUUGAUAUAAUAAAGAAAAUAUUCAUAUUUUCAUUACCAAUCGAUGUAUCCUAAAUAAAAAAUUAUUUAAAUAAAUAUUUGCAUUGUUUUUUGAA